AGGAGGCGUGGCCGGCCCGCCAAGCUAGAAGCUAACCAUGGCGGUGGCCUCCACCGGAGCGAGAGCCGCCCAGGGCUCAAUAAUACACCUCCUGAGGCAGAGGGAGAUGGAAAUGAACGAAUGCAAGAUCGAGAGACUGGGCGGUAGGAUCACGAGAUCCGUCAUCUGUCCAGCCUCCCCACAGUCUUCAAUGGAGUUCUGUCCUGUGUGGAGUAAGACUUCGAAAAAGGCAGUCUGUAUUGGAUUGGAUAGGCGGAUAUACUUGCGACAAGUACCAAACUUGCUACUUUGUGUAGGUGUAAGUUAGUUUGCAAGAGACUCGAUGUUCAUGAUGAUAAUAUCAUUGGAUAUAGAGAAGGGUGCAGAGGGAAACCAAAGGAAAUGUACAGACUUCCAGUUGGACGAUUCAAAAUUGACAUCAAUUCAAUGAUCCUCUACAACUGCCAUCUGAGAAAGCCGCCUACCACCAUAGAGGAGCAGCGGCCAUGUCUGCUGGUUCAGACCACUGAUGGCUGGCUGAAAAUUCUCGAUGCCUGCUCUGGAGAAUGUCUCAGAUCUGCCUUUGUCUCUUCCAUCAUUAAAUUCAGCUCCCUGGACUGGGCUGACUACUACCACACUAUCCAACUAAAGUCCACCGUGAGUCAAAUUCGUCGAUCUGGAAGCCGUGGUCUGCCUCCUCCUACCAGUGAUCGCCUAAUGAUCAUGUACAUCUUCAAAAUCCACCCCCUUCAACUGGCUGGCUCCUUCAGCCUCAACAGAAGUGUGUUCGGAGCAAAGAUCAGAGAUGCUGAGCUCAGUGAAGACGUUCUGGUAGUAUCGCACUCGAACAACACUUUCAACUUCUACAGUUUUCGCUGGAUGCUGAAGCAUUGCACAGUGCUAGAGGCCAGUCUGGGGGAGUGGCUGGAGAUGGACGGUGGUGGGAGGUGUGGGAUUGUGGGGGAGCCUGGAUUUGGUGUCCCUCUCACAAUGAACAUCAAAGAGUGUCCACCAUUGCUGUUCACAACCCAGAGCAGUCUGGGUUAUGGAGUUCAGUUUGGAGGCUCGCCGGCCGUCUUCUGCCACAACUCCGUCCCUAAAUUCCCAGACGUUUUCCACAUUAGGGCACUGUCAGGAAGACACCUGGUGGCGGAAUUGAAGAACGAGUGUCCCACGAUGAACGAUGAUGUCGCAAAUUUCCACUUUGACAACUACCAGAGAUUCAUUCACAUACACGGAUGUACCUACAGCUCAUACAAGAUUCGUCACGCGGAUGGCCAGCCACACCGGCUUGAAAAACAGUACUCUGUUGAUUUCAAGCAACAGUCACCAAUUGGAUACCAGCUUGAGCAACAGGACACACCUGUGAUUACACUGUCUGGCAGAGUGGUUAAGAGAAGGAGUACUGACGGUGGCUUUAAUGACUUGAGUUCGUCUCUUCAUAAAGUGGAGUUGGAGGAUGAGGUUGAUCUUGUGUUCGCUGUGGUCACCCUGCCUGCAGGUGACGAUGAUGUGUCAGCCUACCUGUUUUUCCUGGAUGAUAAAACGGGAACUAUUUUGAAAACGGUUGAAAUACCGACAUGGAAACAGGUGUUGCUCCUAAUCGUUAUGAUUUGUGCUUUUGGUGUGAUUGCUACCAUUAUUGUAGGGUCUUUCGAACCUAAUUGACUAUGAACUGGACUGCAUUUUGCAUGUGGUGCAAGACGGAGCCACUUCAACAUGUCAUUAUUACCGCCUUACGAGGACAAAAAGAUGACCAGUGUUUUG
Messenger RNA from Geodia barretti, 1746 nucleotides. The record is from the annotation of a GenBank genome assembly. NCBI's taxonomy places the organism in Eukaryota, Metazoa, Porifera, Demospongiae, Tetractinellida, Geodiidae.